Molecule: messenger RNA, 3281 nt
Organism: Musa acuminata AAA Group (dessert banana)
Lineage: Eukaryota; Viridiplantae; Streptophyta; Magnoliopsida; Zingiberales; Musaceae
Exons: 15
Coding region: 494-2914 (806 amino acids)
Source: RefSeq, a predicted model, not a curated record
UGUCGCGGGCGCAGAUCCCCUGUUUAGCAUCGCGCAGGGUGAGCGAAUCCUCAGCGGACGAUAGCUGUGAACCCUGUCCCUGCGGCAGCAGGGAAGCCGCACCCUUUCUCAUCGGACAGCGCGACGUCGUCGGUUUCAUCUGGCUCCACGGGGACGUCGGUCGUGGCUCGCUUUGAUUGGUGGCCCCAUAACUCAUCUCCUUCCCUCCUCCCUCGGGCAUUGGGAGAAUCCGCUGCCCCCUUUCCCGGUCCUCUUUUAGCCCUCCCGGUCACGUCCAAAACCCUAAUUUCCUCCGCGGAUAAGAGGAACGAGACCCCAUUUCGCAUCCGGAUCCUUGCAUUUGCCUAUCCCAUCCAAGUUUUCGAUCCAUUGUCUCGCCUCUUGGUCGGAUUCACGGUGGCAGGGGAACGAACCGGUCAAUUCGGAUGUGAAUCAGGUCGUUCUUGGCGGUGAGGAUGCGAAUCCUGAGCGCGAUCAGGAUCUCCAAUAAUCUAUGCCUCCGCGGAUGAGAUGCCUCACCGGCUCGAUUCCGAAGAACCCACCCUCUAGGAGAUUGCUUACUCCGAGAUCGCGACGGGUUCAAUUCUUCACGCCGGACAUGCUAGAGACCGUUCACGAGAUCGCCAUUUAUAUUCACCGGUUCCACAACCUCGAUCUAUUCCAGCAAGGAUGGUAUCAGAUAAAGAUAAGCGCAAGAUGGGAAGACGGCAGCCUGGAAUCUUGUGGUACUCCGUCCAGAGUUAUUCAGUAUGAAGCUCCCAAUAUAGUCUCAGAUGAUAUUUUUGCUGUUUGGAGGAUCGAUGAUGCUGAUCAUAGUUUCUUUACCCAUCCAUUCAAAAUCAAAUAUGCUAGACAGGAUGUUCCUCUAUCUAUCAUGGUGUCUUUCAAUUUUGCUACAGGGAAAUAUGAGAGACCAGCAAGUUCUGCGGCAAUACUAAAGUUUGAGCUCAUGUAUGCUCCAAUGUUCGAAAAUGGCCAUGAAAUUCAGGCCUCUAUUGAAAUGUUUCCAACUGCAGUCCAUGAAUUCAGGAUUCCUCCUAAAGCACUACAUGGUCUGCAUUCAUACUGUCCUGUUCAUUUUGAUGCUUUCCAUGCAGUGCUUGUUGAUUUAAGUGUACACAUUGUUUUCCUGAAAUCUGGUACCAGCAUUCAAGAGAAGGUAUCAAGUACUUCUCUAAUGGUGGAGAAUAUUGCUGAUGAAUAUUACGGAUCCAAUCAGAUAUUAGGUCAAGGGUGGAGCCCAAAAGCAAUUGAAAUUGUGAAGUCACUGUUUGUUUCACGUGAGAUACUUAUGGAAGAAAUAAGAAACCUAAGCAAAGCGAUUGGACAAAAAAUUGAUGAUUUACAUAAUGCUGACCUCAAUCUUGGUAAAUUUGAGUUUAUUGGUUCUUCAUUGAGAACUGAUUUAUCUACUGCAAACACGGGCAUUUCUGGGUCAAGUAUGGGUGUUGGACACUUAGCUGGCAUGCUACAGAAUAUUCUGGAGAAAUCGAAUGGCACUGUCGAUUUUGAGAAUGAUGUCAUGCUCUACUCUUUGUCCAAGGAAGAACUGCUGGAUGUAUAUUUCACAAUGGGAAACCAACUCUCUUUUUUGUGGAAUACAUUUUUGAACUUCCAUAGGAUAAAUAGAAUUGCAAUAAUUGAACAUCUCCAUGGUGUUUGGGCUAUGGAUCGGAAGGCAGAAUGGUCCAUAUGGAUGGUUCAUUCGAAGAUUGAAGUUCCCCACCGGUACUUGAAAAGUGGAGCUGAUGAUUCUUCUCACCAUAAUGCACUUGGAAAAGUAGUAGGUGUGAGGAAGUCCAAUGAUGAGCCAGCUCAAGGUGCAACAACACGCGCUGAACUUCACCGGAGAAGUAUUGCCCAGAUGAAAAUAAACAGCCACUCAAUUCAAGACAUGUAUAUUUUUGGUGAUCCUUCACAUGUUCCUGUUGUUCUAGUAGAACAACAUGUCAUUGAUCUUCCUAACAAUUCAUCCUCGCAUAGUCCGGAUCCAAAUGAUGCUGCAAUACCUACUGGCCCUGGUAAAAAUGUUGUACCCAAAUUCAGUUUGGGACCCAAAAGAAAUUGUCGUGUACUACGAGCAGUUGUGUUUGUGCAUGGAUUUCAGGGGCACCAUCUUGAUUUACGACUUGUUCGGAAUCAAUGGCUUUUGAUAGAUCCUGGAGCUGAAUGUCUCAUGUCAGAAGCUAAUGAAGAAAAGACAACAGGAGAUUUUAGAGAAAUGGGUCGAAGGUUGGCUUUGGAAGUGGUUGCCUUCCUUAGGAAGAAAAUGGAUAAGCUUUCAAGAUAUGGAGGCUGUAAAGUCACAAAGCUUAGUUUUGUUGGGCAUUCUAUUGGAAACAUCAUCAUCAGGAGUGCCUUAACAGAGAGUGUAAUGGGACCUUUCUUGAAGCACUUGUAUACAUAUAUGUCAAUAUCAGGGCCACAUUUAGGGUAUUGGUACAGCUCAAACUCUUUGUUCAAUUCAGGAUUGUGGCUUUUGAAGAAACUCAAAGGAGCUCAGUGCAUUAAUCAACUUACUUCUACUGAUGAUCCAGAUCUUCAGAAUACAUUCUUUUACAAGCUCUGUAAGCAGAAGACAUUGGAAAAUUUCAAAAACAUUAUCCUGGUAUCUUCCCCACAGGAUGGUUACGUUCCUUACCAUUCUGCCAGAAUUGAACUGUGCCAGGCAUCGUCUUGGGAUCAGUCAAAGAAGUCUCACAUCUUCAUGGACAUGCUCAACAAUUGCUUGGAUCAAAUCCGUGCUCCUUCAUCUGAACGGAGAGUAUUCAUGCGGUGUGAUGUGAAUUUUGACACAUCUUCUCAAGUGAGGAACUUGAAUACAAUCAUCGGGCGAGCAGCACACAUAGAGUUUCUUGAGACCGACAUAUUUGCAAAGUUCAUCAUGUGGUCCUUUCCAGAAUUCUUCCUUUGACGAGUGCACUUGUGAAACAGCUUUAGCUUCUCGUGUUCUCACUUCUUUGUCAUCCAUUUCUGUUGUCCCCACUAACAUUAGUGCAGCUGCUAAUAUGAUAUGCUAAGAGGUCAUUACGAUGCUCUGGGAGUGAACACAUGGAGCAUCGAGCUGGAAUGAAACACAUAGGAGUCUGUUGUAUAGUAUCUUCAUUCUAAAAUUCAUUUAUUUCAUUCCUUUUUUUUUCAUGAAUGUACAUGUAAUCACCUUUCUCAUAUAUAACAUUAUUUAAUCUUUUUCCUCACAGAAUUCUGCGAGGUUAUGUAAAGGUAAUAUGCAUCUGGUAAGUGUAAAUAUAAUAAGCUGGAAUUAGGAGUGUUUCAUAGUA